This is a messenger RNA of Danio rerio (zebrafish), 2118 nucleotides long. It is a transcript of the gene styk1b, whose product is annotated as STY kinase 1b. NCBI's taxonomy places the organism in Eukaryota, Metazoa, Chordata, Actinopteri, Cypriniformes, Danionidae. Gene Ontology annotation, molecular function: protein kinase activity; ATP binding; non-membrane spanning protein tyrosine kinase activity. The record is from RefSeq and is marked validated.
UUGGUGUACCGUUCACCAUAAGGAAAUUUUAUAGCAGCAAGGAAGGUGACUAACAGCGGGAUAUGUUUGUGCUGUGUUCAUUAAUGGGAUAUUAUUGCCAUCAUGGAAAACUUUCUGAAUAGAGACAAGGAAAAACUGAACAGCUAAGAACGUCUACAACUGCAGUGAUCAUCAGGAUGGCGGCCUCUUCCAGCGCUGCAUCUUCUGAAUGUGAGGCUGGAGAUGCGCUGUGUGAAAUUCGUGUGUAUGAACAAGAGGUGAUAAUCGUACCGGUGAUCUUCUUCAUGAUGUUCUUGAUCACGCUGCUAUUCAUUAUGCUGCUGAGGUUCUGUCCAGAGAAGGUGGAACGCCUGCAACCUGCUUCCAGUCGAGUAUCCAGGACUAGGAGAAACUUGCAGGGCAUUGAUGCUCCUCUGGGUCUGAAUGCUCUGGAAGGGGAGCCCAUAGCACUGGACACAACCACUUACAUGACAUUCAACCCUGCAACGCCAGCCAGGCUCGAUCACGCCAACAAUGUUGCCUUUACUGAUGGCAUGUUUGGCGCCACAGCUUCAGCCUUUGCAAAGCCACGAGAACUUCCACGCCAGCGACUGCCGGAGAACUUUAACGGAGUCGCUCCUCUCCCAGCUUCAUACUCACUGAAGUCAGACAGCCCCAUCUCGCUCUAUAGGGCUCGUAUGGAAAACAGAAAUGUGGUGCUUCGUGUGCUUAAAGAUUCAGCCAGUAAUCAGGAAAGUCAGUCAUUCUUGGGAUUUGCGGCCUUUCUGUCCCAGUUAGGGCCUCAUCCCUUCUUACCAGAGCUGCUGGGAGUAAUAUCCUUGCGGGCUCCUCUCAUUACUGUUAUUGAGGAGAUGGAGAACAGAGAUCUGCUUGGAUUCUUGUGGAGAUGUAGACAGGAUAAUGUUGGACCAGAUGGCAUGUGUCAGAUGACAGAGAAAAAAAUCUUCAACAUGGCUUCCCAUGUGGCCUCAGCACUGGACUUUCUCCAUGGCAAAGAUCUUCACCACUGCAACUUAAAGGCUCGAAAUGUGUUGGUCAGCAGGAUUUGUACUGCAAAACUCUGGGGUUUAGACGACUUGUACGUGAGGACGUCAGGAAGUGGUAAUUACAGUGAAGAUCCUGGAAGAAAAAAGUGGCAAGCUCCUGAGCUACUGGCCAAGAGACCUUCUACUCCAAAAAGUGAUAUUUGGUCCUUUGGGCUGCUGCUGUAUGAAAUGGUGACACUUGGUGAAGUUCCUUUUGCCGAAAUCCCUGUUAAAGAACUUCUACAGCAUCAUCAGAGGGUGAAACCAAUAAGAAAACCAAACAACUGCUCAAACUCACUUUACUCAAUUAUCAAAUCCUGCUGUCAUUGGAAAGAGCAAGAUCGGCCCUCAUUGGCUGAAGUCAGGCGUAAACUCCAAUCAGGAGAGAAGAGUGCCAGUGACAGCAGUGUUCUCCGUGUGCCCGAGCCAAUCAAUAUUCAACAGUAUCUGAAGGAGGCUGGAUAUGGAGAAUCCAACAGCUACACUGUUUUUUAAAAAGGAUAGCAGUCGUGAAGUAAAAGUUGUUGUGAGGCUGCUACAUGAUAUAUGAAUAUAUGCUCUUGUUGAAAUGUUCUGUUCACAUUAAUACACAAUGUGUUUAAUAGCUGACAUUGUGUUGAAAAAUUACAUUGCAAGAUGCUGUUCACAGAAUCAGAGGGUUGCACCAAAACACAUAUUAAGCACCUCCUGAUAAGUACACAGUCCUUGUAUGAAUUUGUUUAAAGCAAAUGUUUGGUUAAUGGCUCGUACGACUUUGUUUAAAAUCUUUAUGGAAAAUGAAUGGGAAAAUACUUCUGGAACUUGCGCUGCUGAAAAACAGGAUGGACGCUGUUUAUGAAAACUCUCUUUUGUCCUUGUGGCUUUAAGCUGUGGAUUUCCAGUGCCUUCUAAAGAGUCCUGACCAGCCACAUAUAUAUUUAAAAAAAUAACAUAUGAAAUGCAAAUUUUAAAGUGUUUACAGAUAUUCUUUCUUUAAAAUGCAUUGAAAUUGCAAUGUUGCCAAAUCCAGUGAUUUUAUUUAUAUGAUCAAAUUUUUAUUGUAAUGUAAAAUUUAACUUAAAACUUUGGAAAAUAAAAGAUUUUUGAAGUAAAA